This is a messenger RNA of Vigna umbellata (rice bean), 1292 nucleotides long. Its product is annotated as large ribosomal subunit protein uL3m-like. Lineage: Eukaryota; Viridiplantae; Streptophyta; Magnoliopsida; Fabales; Fabaceae. Gene Ontology annotation, biological process: translation. The record is from RefSeq and is a predicted model, not a curated record. Gene Ontology annotation, cellular component: mitochondrial large ribosomal subunit; ribosome. Gene Ontology annotation, molecular function: structural constituent of ribosome.
UUAGCCCCGUAGUCCCACAACAUCAUCUGAACUAUUCUCAUCGAUGAAGAAACAUUUGCUUAAGCGCUGAACAGCAACGGCAGACGGCAACACAGAGUUGACGACAGACGGCGGCGCACGGUGGACGACAGCAUAAAGUGGAUUCAACGGCUUGACGGCGGUGGUACAGGCAGCGAAGAAGAAUCAAGGACUGAAGAUCAAGCUCUGCCAUGCUUGCAUUUUCGAGAGGCUUUGUUUCCCGUUUGCAGCGCUUUGCCGUCAAUUCACCCUCAUCGCUCCGAUUUCUUAGUUCUGAUGCAGAGAUUCAGACUCGGAUUAUUGAUCCAAAACCUGGUUUGAUGACCCCUGAUUCCAAGCGAACUGGGCUUAUAGCGGUAAAAUGUGGAAUGAGUGCGCUUUGGGAUAAAUGGGGUGCUAGAAUCCCAAUCACUGUGCUUUGGGUGGAUGAUAACAUUGUGUCUCAGGUUAAGACCCCAGAGAAAGAAGGUUUUUGUUCUCUCCAGAUUGGUUGUGGACAUAAGAAGGAAAAACAUUUGACAAAGCCUGAAGUUGGUCAUUUUAGGGCGCAAGGAGUUCCAAUGAAGAGAAAGCUUAAGGAGUUUCCAGUGACAGAGGAUGCACUUCUUCCUGUUGGAACAUCACUUAAUGUUCGCCAUUUUGUUCCCGGCCAGUAUGUUGAUGUCACAGGAAUAACCAAAGGAAAAGGUUUUCAGGGUGUGAUGAAGCGGCAUGGAUUUAAGGGAGGUCCAGCAUCCCAUGGUGCUUCAUUGUCCCAUCGAAGCGCUGGUUCUGUUGGUCAUAUAACUGGUCCGGGAAGGGUUUUUAAAGGUAAAAAGAUGGCUGGGCGAAUGGGUGGAGAACAAAGAACUGUUAAAAGUGUAUGGGUCUAUAAAAUUGAUCCAGCAAGGAAUUUGAUGUGGGUGAAAGGCCAGGUCCCAGGAGCUACAGGGAACUUUGUUUUUAUAAAAGAUGCUGUAUACAAAAAACCUGACAUAUCCCUGCUUCCUUUCCCAACUUACUUUGCCCCAGAAGACGAAGAUACUGAUGAUUUGAAACCAUUGGUUGCGGAGCUAGGGGAUGUGGAUCCGUUUAUCGUUACUGAUUAAAAAGAGCUGGUUUUCAUGAUACGUUCACUUCUGCAUUCAUGUUUUCUGAGUAUAGAUGGUAAAAUGAGAUUUUUAAGGAACCUUUUUACCUGUCUUUUACGGCAAUGCUACAAAUAAGUGUGGAGUUUUGGAAUUAAUGUAUCAUAGGAUUUAUUCUAAUUGAAUCGUUUCCUUUUUUAGGUAAUA